This is a messenger RNA of Vitis riparia (riverbank grape), 2306 nucleotides long. RefSeq names its product ACT domain-containing protein ACR2. The transcript is spliced from 8 exons. Lineage: Eukaryota; Viridiplantae; Streptophyta; Magnoliopsida; Vitales; Vitaceae. The record is from RefSeq and is a predicted model, not a curated record. The coding region runs from base 604 to 2049 and encodes 481 amino acids.
GGUUGAUGCGCAAUGGGACUUUAUGAACCAUUAACAAAUGGGCAAUAAUUGCAUGAAAUGAGUUGCCGAUUUGAGUAUAAUCUCCUGAAAAAACAAAUGCUCCUCUUAAGGCCAGGUUUGGUUUAGUUCCACUCCAACUGGUAUGCAAUCAUCCAUACCUUUACCAGAAGGUAUUCAUCCGUUCAAUGUAAUGGUUAAUGACUCAGCCGCCCAAACAGGAUCGUCAUUGGAUCAAUAAGUCAAAGGGCUCAGGGCUCUGAUAGUAAUGCCAUGGUCAUCCGAUCCACCUAAUGAAUCAUAUGGCCUUUGACCCAUUCUCAAUCGUGUCGUGGUGGGGUUAUUAACAAGUUUUAACACGUUUAAGAGAAGAUAAUGAUGAUGUAGAAAAGAUAAUGAUGAUGUUGGGGAAAUGCAUUGGAAUGAUCAACAAGCUCCAAUAUUCUUUCCUUUCCUUGACAUUUCUGGGAUAGGAAGCAGAAGAAAAGUUCGAUGCCCUCACGAGUCACGACGUCACAAGGAGAGUUGGGGUAGAGGGCGAGGGCCCUUUUUUCACGACGUCACAGAAAGCCUUUCUUCGCCUGAUUGAGUUGCCCAGAAAUUUGCAUGAACAAGGUUUGUUCGCCUUACUUUGAUCCCGAGUUUGACGAGCUCCCAGAGAGAAUAUUCGGCCCAACUUGCAGGGUCUGCAUCGACAAUGAGAGCUUGGAAGAUUGCACACUGGUCAAAGUGAACAGCAUAAACAAGCAGGGCAUUCUCCUGGAAGUGGUGAAAGUGUUAACAGAAAUGAAUCUCACCAUCUCCAAGAGCUACAUUUCAUCUGAUGCAGGAUGGUUCAUGUUUGUUUUUCACGUUAAGGAUGAGCAUGGCAACAAACUCACGGAUCAGAGAGUCAUUAACUAUAUCCAGCAGGCUAUAGGGACAACUAGGGAGAUCCCAAACUCCCUGACCUAUGUCAACAACGUUAUAGAAUCCGAACCUGCGAGCGAGCACACAGCCAUUGAAAUGAGUGGAGCAGACAGGCCAGGUCUGUUUUCUGAAAUAUCGGCUGCUCUAGCUGAUCUCCAGGUCAACAUUGUGGAAGCUCAUGCAUGGACCCACAAUGAACGCCUGGCUUGUGUCGCCUACAUUACUGAUCAAUCAACGGACAGCCGAAUUGAAGAUCCCCAUCGCCUUGCCAAAAUCGAAAAACACCUUGCCACAGUGCUUGGGGCAGCCAAUAUCAGCCGCACCAACCAUCAAGAAGUCAAAGGCGCUGAUCUCCAUGUAGGGGAUGCCACCACCACCUGUGCGGAACGCCGGCUGCAUCAGCUCAUGCUUUCCGUCGAGGAUUUCGAAGGGCCGUCUGCGCCCACAACAAGUUCAUCGGAGACGCCAUUGGGAUUGGACGAAGAUGAUGAUGAAGGAAGCAAAGCAAUUGUGUCCAUUGAGAGCUGCAACGAAAGGGGCUACUCCAUUGUGAGCAUAGAAUGCAAGGAUCGGCAGAGGCUCAUGUUCGACGUAGUCUGCACGAUUACUGAUAUGCAGUACCUGAUUUUCCAUGGUUCCACAGCUUCCCAUGGAGGUUAUGCAAUGCAGGAGUACUUCAUCAGACAUAUAGAUGGGUGCAUUGUAAACAGUGAAGGUGAAAAGGAACAUGUUGUGAAAUGCCUAGAGGCUGCUAUAGAGCGUCGAGUCUGUGAGGGGGUCCGGCUGGAGCUAUGUGCAAAUAAUAGGUUGGGGCUGCUGUCUGAUAUAACUCGGGUUCUGCGAGAGAACGGGCUUGCCGUAGUUCGGGCAGAUGUGGAAACGCAGGGAGAGAAAGCGGUGAAUGCUUUCUACGUGAAAGACCUUUCAGGCAAUGAUGUAGACACGGAGUUCACAGAGCCAAAGAAGAAAGAGAAGUUCAUAGAGUCAGUGAAGAAAGAGAUGGGUCCAAUAGAUCUUGCAGUGAAGAAAGAGAUAACAUCAAGCCCUAGCUCUCCUGAUCAUAGGCCCCGCUUCUCUGUUGCAGACAUGGUGAAAUCUCAUGUUGAUCGCCUGUCCAACAAUUUCAUUCCCAUCAAGAACUGAUGAGUACUGUAAAUAUGAAGUGAAUUAGCAGGGAGUGGGAUUGUACCCUAAAAUAAACUCAUCAGGAAUGUAAAGGGGUAGGGUUAUCCAAAUUGUACAGAUGCCAGACUUUUAGGUCUAGGGCAUGGAUUGUACAAAUAAAAUUUGUUCCCACUAGGUUCAUUUUUUGUACUUUCUUUGGUAGGUUUAUGUUCUCAUUUGUCCCUAGGUUGUAAAUAUGAAGAAUAAUAUCAUCUUAGAAUAAUCAGCGUGCCAAA